CGAAAGCACACGGGAAACGGAAACUACAUGCUAUCCGCCUCAUUUUUGGCUGCAGCCUGGCUGAAAUAUCCAACACGGAGGCACAAGUCACCUAACUGAAGCAGUAAAUUAUUUAAAAAGUAGCAAUGGCACUUGAAUCGCGGAUCACACAGGAGGAAAUAAAGAAAGAACCAGAGAAGCCAAUUGACAGGGAAAAGACCUGCCCCCUUCUGCUGCGAGUCUUCACCACCAACAGUGGGAGACACCACAGAGUCGAUGAAUUUGCUCGAGGAAAUGUUCCUUCCAGCGAACUGCAGAUAUACACUUGGAUGGAUGCUACACUAAAAGAGUUGACCAGCUUGGUGAAGGAGGUAUAUCCAGAGGCCAGGAAAAAGGGCACCUACUUUAGCUUUGCCAUUGUCUACCCUGAUCCCAGAGGGAAGAUGUACAAGUUGAAAGAGAUUGGCAGUACUGUGUCUGGCAGAAAAGGUGCAGAUGACUCAAUGACACUGCAGUCUCAGCGCUUCCAGAUUGGAGACUAUCUGGAUAUAGCCAUCACACCACCCAACAGAGCACCGCCCCUUGGCACACGCAUGAGGCCAUUCUGAAAAUACACAUGCACAAACCUACACCUUCUGUAUUUUGUCUUAUUUUCAUCAUCUUGGGAUGAUUUUGACUCAGUUUUUUUUAGAAUGUGAUCUGUAAUAAAAUUGUCCCUUUUUUUCCAAA
Messenger RNA from Maylandia zebra (zebra mbuna), 708 nucleotides. It is a transcript of the gene sap18, whose product is annotated as Sin3A-associated protein. Gene Ontology annotation, cellular component: nucleus. Gene Ontology annotation, molecular function: transcription factor binding; transcription corepressor activity. The record is from RefSeq and is a predicted model, not a curated record. Gene Ontology annotation, biological process: negative regulation of DNA-templated transcription. Lineage: Eukaryota; Metazoa; Chordata; Actinopteri; Cichliformes; Cichlidae.